AUGCAAGCGGAAUGUGUCUUAUCGGCUAACUGGGCUAUUUUUUCACAGGGAACCUCGAAGCGGUCUCCCCUAGAAGAGUUGCAGAGCCUGAAGACGUCGGGACCGAAGGCCCUCCUCCGGAAUGAUCGAGUGAGUGACAGAACACGUUGCAAACGCGUCUACAGUAGGGCCGCCAUGCGGAUCACUUGCGUCUGAAGGAAAAGGUCGAUCGCAAUCUUCCGAGCCUCGGCCGCAUCAAUUUCCAGCGGCCGCCAGCCGUCGACAAAUUACUGUCGUCGGUGUUUCCUCCGUUAGCGCAUUUGCGCCGUUCCAUUGUUUUAUGGCGACGUUUAUGUUCGGCCAUUUGCUUCCUCCGUUUCCUACUGUAA
Molecule: messenger RNA, 368 nt
Organism: Caenorhabditis auriculariae
Lineage: Eukaryota; Metazoa; Nematoda; Chromadorea; Rhabditida; Rhabditidae
Source: the annotation of a GenBank genome assembly